Messenger RNA from Meleagris gallopavo (turkey), 967 nucleotides. NCBI's taxonomy places the organism in Eukaryota, Metazoa, Chordata, Aves, Galliformes, Phasianidae. The record is from RefSeq and is a predicted model, not a curated record.
CCAGGUCUCUUCCAGAAGGCCAUCGCUCAGAGCGGGACGGCCAUCUCCAGCUGGUCGGUCAACUACCAACCCCUGAAAUACACGCGGCUGCUGGCGGCCAAGGUGGGCUGCGAGCGGGCGGACACGGGGGCUGCGGUGGAAUGCCUGAGGAGACAGCCGUACCGGGCCCUGGUGGACCAGGACGUCCAGCCGGCGCGGUACCACGUGGCGUUCGGACCCGUGGUGGACGGCGACGUGGUGCCGGACGACCCGGAGAUCUUAAUGCAACAAGGAGAAUUCCUCAAUUACGACAUCCUCAUCGGGGUCAACCAGGGAGAAGGCUUGAAAUUCGUGGAGGAUUCUUUGGAAAGCGAAGACGGCAUCUCGGCUUCCUACUUCGAUUUCACCGUCUCCAAUUUCGUGGACAACCUGUACGGUUACCCCGAGGGGAAGGACAUCCUGCGGGAGACCAUCAAGUUCAUGUACACCGACUGGGCCGACCGCGACAACGGCGAGAUGCGACGCAAGACCCUGCUGGCCCUUUUCACGGACCACCAGUGGGUGGCGCCGGCCGUGGCCACGGCCAAACUGCACGCCGAGUACCAGUCGCCCGUUUACUUCUACACCUUCUACCACCACUGCCAGACGGACGCCCGGCCCGAGUGGGCGGACGCGGCGCACGGGGAUGAGAUCCCCUACGUCUUCGGGGUCCCCAUGGUGGGAGCCACUGAUCUCUUCCCCUGUAAUUUCUCCAAGAACGAUGUGAUGCUCAGCGCCGUCGUCAUGACGUACUGGACCAACUUCGCCAAGACCGGGGACCCGAACCAACCGGUGCCGCAGGACACCAAAUUCAUCCACACCAAACCCAACCGCUUCGAGGAGGUGGUUUGGACCCGCUUCGACGGCAAGGACAAGCGCUACCUCCACAUCGGCCUCAAGCCCCGCGUCCGCGACCACUACCGCGCCAACAAGGUCGCCUUCUGGCUCG